Messenger RNA from Danio rerio (zebrafish), 5199 nucleotides. NCBI's taxonomy places the organism in Eukaryota, Metazoa, Chordata, Actinopteri, Cypriniformes, Danionidae. The record is from RefSeq and is a predicted model, not a curated record.
CCCCUUUAAGACAUCAUCACCACCAUCAUCACCAUCUCCUCCUCAGCUCGCCGCCGCUGCCUGCUCUAGUAAUAGAUGUUAUGGAGAAGAAAGCGAACGAUGGAUUCACACUUUAGCCAUUGCAUUCUCCUUUGUGACAUCUUGAAGACUGAAAUCGGAAAUCCUCAUUUGGCACAUUAAUCAUCCCACUAAAGGGAGAACUGAGCCGACUGACUGAUUUUUUUCUCUUUGUCCCGUGGGAGAAAAGGAACGCACGAACUUACUGUAAAAUGAAGAGGAUAACGGGCAAGACGAAAGAAGCCACUCUUAUAGAAAUGACCAGCGCGCUGGAUUCUCAGAUUGAAGAUGGCUGUGCCGUUCUGACGGGCUACAGGAGGACCUUACCAGCAGGCAAUAAUGGCAGCAUUAACUCAAUCUCUGACCGAGGGAUUCAGCUGCCUGGUCAUCGGGAGAUAGACAAGUUUGAUCAGAACAGAGACUCUGUGUUCUUCAAGGAUGGCGUACGGCGCAUUGACUUCGUCCUGUCCUACGUCGAUGACAAAGAGGGAGACAAAAAAGCGGAGAGGAGAAGAGAGUUUGAAGCCAACCUAGAGAAAGCUGGUCUCGAGCUGGAGACUGAAGAUAAAUCGGAGUCAGAUGAUCGUAAGACACAUUAUCUGAAGAUUCACGCUCCAUGGGAGGUGUUGGCCACUUACGCUGAUGUACUAAAGAUUAAAGUGCCCUUUAAAGUGAGCGACAUCCCCAAAGCUCGAGAGGUUCCUCUGGAGUGGCUCAGUCACCCUUUCCGGCUGCCAGAAAACAUCAUGAGGCCCGAGCCGGACUACUUCACUGCACCCUUUGACAAGAGCAAGGUGGACUUCUUCCUCAUUGAUGAUAAAGACACCUUUUUCCCACCUUCCACACGCAACAGGAUUGUGUACUACAUCCUGACUCGCUGCCCAUACUACAAAGAAGACCGAAAAGAGAAGGAUAAGACUGGGAUUAAUCGGCUGUUGAAUAACGGCACAUACACCUCUGCUUAUCCGCUUCAUGAUUGUCGGUAUUGGAAGAAGGCUCAGGACAUGCAGUGUGAGAGUGAAAGGUAUCAUCUGUAUCGCUAUUGGGCUCGAUUCCUCUGCUUCUACAAAGAGCAGCCACUCAAUCUGAUCAAGAAGUACUACGGUGAGAAGAUCGGUAUCUACUUCGCCUGGCUGGGCUUUUACACAGAGAUGCUGUUUUAUGCUGCAGUCAUGGGUGUCAUCUGUUUUGUUUAUGGUGUCCUCAGUUACGAAGACAACAUCACAAGUAAGGAAAUCUGUGACCCAAAAAUAGGAGGCAUGAUUGUCAUGUGUCCGCUCUGUGACAAAAAGUGCAGCUACUGGAAACUCAACUCAACAUGUCUGUCCUCCUGGCAAUCCCAUCUCUUUGAUAAUGAAGGAACUGUGUUUUUUGCCAUGUUCAUGGGCAUUUGGGUGACCCUCUUUCUGGAGUUCUGGAAGCGACGGCAGGCCCGUCUGGAGUAUGAGUGGGACCUUGUGGAUUUUGAGGAGGAGCAGCAGCAGCUCCAGAUCAGGCCAGAGUAUGAGCAGAAGUGCACAGGCCGCAGACUCAACCGCAUCACACAGGAAAUGGAACCUUAUCUUCCUUUCCCCAGCAAAUGUGCUCGAUUCUGCCUAUCUGGAGCAACUGUACUCUUCUGGACGUGUCUCAUAGUGGCCUGCAUAAUGGGAGUGAUCGCCUACAGAUUAGCGGUGUAUGCAGCGUUCGCCAGCGUCAUGAAAGACAGUUCCACCAGUAAGAUCCAGCUGGUUGGGUCACUCAUCACCCCUCAGCUGGCCACUUCCGUUACUGCUUCCUGCAUCAACUUCGUCAUUAUCCUCAUCCUCAAUUUCCUCUAUGAGCAUGUGGCUAUCUGGAUCACUGACAUGGAAAUCCCCAAGACCCAUCUGGAGUAUGAGAACAAGCUGACCAUGAAGAUGUUCAUGUUCCAGUUUGUGAACUACUACUCUUCCUGUUUCUAUGUGGCCUUCUUUAAGGGAAAGUUUGUGGGUUAUCCGGGAAACUACAGUUAUAUGUUUGGAAAGUGGAGCACUUUGAGAAAUGAGGAGUGUGCUCCUGGAGGUUGUCUGAUUGAGCUGACCACUCAGCUGCUUAUUGUCAUGGCUGGGAAACAAAUGGUCGGGAACGUCCAAGAGGCUCUUUUGCCACUUGUCCGAAACUGGUGGAGCAGCAGGAAAGGCCGCAGUCAUCCAGAAAGCACGUAUAGUAGAUGGGAGCAGGACCAUGACCUCCAGAACUUCAGCCAGUUUGGACUCUUCUAUGAGUAUCUGGAGAUGGUGAUCCAGUUUGGCUUCAUAACACUUUUCGUGGCCUCCUUUCCACUGGCUCCUCUUCUUGCCCUCUUCAACAACAUCCUGGAGGUGCGAGUGGAUGCUUGGAAAUUCACCACACAGUUCAGACGACCGAUGGCAGCCAAAGCACGCAACAUCGGAGCUUGGGAAGAGAUCCUUAAUGUGGUGGCCAUCAUGUCCGUGGUCACAAAUGCCUUCAUCAUGGCGUUCACCUCAGAUAUGAUCCCUCGUCUGGUCUAUCUGUACGCUUAUCACCCAGGCAUUGAGGCCAAUAUGACCGGUUAUAUCACCAACAGCCUCUCGAUUUACAACAUCUCUCAGAUCCCAGAAGAUAACCUGCCUGAAGCUGGAGAAAACCCAUCCUGGUUUAACAGCUCCACCAUCACCACAUGCAGGUAUCGGGACUACAGAUACCCACCUGGCCAUCUGAGGCAGUACACACACACCAUGCAGUUCUGGCACAUCCUGGCUGCUAAGCUCGCCUUCAUCAUUAUUAUGGAACAUGUUGUGUUUGUGGUAAAGUUCUUCGUGGCGUGGCUCAUCCCAGAUGUGCCUUCAGAAGUGAAAGCCCGUAUAAAGCGUGAGCGCUUUCUGGUCCAGGAAUACCUGCACAACUAUGAAGUGGAGAAACUGAAGAUGCAGCUAAGCCAGAGUUUCUGCCUAUCCACAGAAACGGCCUCACUGCUGCCCUCUAGUCCAAACAAACACCAGGUGAUUUCUGAAUGUGUCUGAACAUCCUCAGGAGGACUACACUUAGAUGUACUGUACACUGCAAAGCAUGAAGGACUCCUUCAUACUGUACAUUCAGUGCUAAAAAAUAACUCGCCCUCACUCAGACAACUGCCAGAAGUUUUACAAACAGCUCUAAAUGUGAAACAACUAUACGGUCUGCUUUCAUUUUGCUCAAGGUUUAUCAGAGAACGUCAGCUUUUGCAAUGGAUAAAAAUGGCAGUGAAUUCAACAGCAAACCUUCUGGAAUGCAACCCGAUGCUCCUCCAGGUGCUGUGAAGGCAACUCGUAAACAAUCAGGAAAAUCACCAUUAAAAAAAGACAUUCGGAAAUGUUUUAAGAAGGCAUUAAGUGUUUCUCUGUCCAGCUUGUUGCCAUCUUUGAUUUGAAGACAUAAUCUGCAUGCUUUGCUCUGUAUGUCUGACUGUGAAAGAGCUCCUCGUUGAAUGUGUGUUGUCUUUUGUUUUCAGAGAAAAACCAUGUUAGUGUCACAUUUUAUUAUGAGCAUGGACAAAUUAUAUAUAAAACACGUGUGCCAUGUUGAGUUUAAUAUGUGAUGCUCAUGUGGUUUUUCUGUAAGGGCAGAUCAAUCAGAUUAUUCUAUUUUUAUUUAACAUUUAUUAUUUGUUCCAGUGAAGAAACACUGAAAUCUAUCAGAGAAAAUGGAGCGUUUGCAUUAUCAGAAUAUUUAUAUUUUAUCAUAGUUGUUUUUAUUUUGAAAGAAUGCUGUACCUUGCCACCCACACAUAUUGUUUAGUGUAUAAUUAAAAAUGUUAAGUGUAAUUAUUUGUUUUUUUAAAGGAUGCAUUUAUUAUUUAGGGGUAAGAGCACUUGUGUUUUCGCCAGACUGAGCUCUAGAAUGACUUGCUGUAUAUUUUCUGAUGUGUCAGAAAUUCAAGCCAUACGCCUAAAUCUUCAGGAAUCUGUCAGGGUUUGUACAUAUCUAAGACUGAAGGAACAUCAGUUCGACAUCUUUUGUCUUUAAGACUGAGAAAAGUUUUUAUGAAACUCUCUCCCCCUUUUGUUUUGAUUUCUGCACAAAUGCACUUAGGACUUGUUCAGAUUUUUGUAAUCAGAUCCCCAUGCAUCAGUGGCUUUGAUUUCCAGUUUGAUAACUAUAUUUGAUAUAACAGAAUGCUGGGAAAGUGAGGUGCAUGAAGCUGGCAUUGUGUGAUUUCUAAUUAUUCUUCCAUCAGCUGUAUACAAUGUCAAUCCUCAGUUGGGUUUUACAUAAAAAAUGACUAAAACUGAAGAGAUUAAGUUUCCUCUUGUAAUACUGACCUGGUGCCAAGAGGUUUGGAUAUAUUUUGUGCUGCCCCAUUUGUUAAUUUGUCCUGUAGCACUAUUUAUUACUGUUAAGAUGACCAUUCACUGAGUGGGUUAAAAAACAAGCAAACUUGUUCAAAUUUUGUCCCAAGAGUAUUUUCUAGUGUACUAAUUCAACUACACGCCUUCUGUUUGCACUCGUACCUUCUGUUCGGAGUCGUACCUGUUCAUUUCACACAAAUCUGUUUGAAAAUCCUCUGUGUAUAUCUUUUUUUGGCCUGUUGUGUAAGCUGACUUUCAUGAACCCUUUUAUGGACAAUACCAAUACAGUUUACAGAACUUUUUCGAAUAGUGUGUGUUGAUAUAUGUGUGGAAACAAAGCCUAGGUAUCUAUGUAGACCCGUAAAAACGGGACAGGGGCGUUAUAACAAUAAUAUUUAAACAAAAAAAAGCUGAGAGUUAUGUAUGUACCCAUACCUAUCCAUAAUGAUGUUCAUAUGUCUGUGUAUGUUGUUGGUUUGGCCUACAAAUGUUUACAGGAUGAGUUGCAUGAAUACGUGUGCAAGUUGAACGUCUUGAAUUAAGCUUUUAAACAGAAAUUACUGUUUGCAUUCCAGCGAGGAGAACGUGCCAAAUAAAGUCAUUAAAGUUUCUCACGUUCAGCACUUGUUGGGCGUCCUCUGAUAGCUACAGUGCAGUGAAUGAACGCUAGAUGGCGCGCGUGUUUCACUAGGCGCGCUCUUGACAACCUGUUGUGAAGCUUUCAAGUAGCUACCCAGCAUUUCACAGCGCAGUUACCUUCAUAUAACGAGGUCUGUGAUUUAGCAGUAACCUGUAUCCGAAUUAUGCAAUCAUUAUUAAAUGUGUUAAAUAC